UAAUGCCAUCCCUUCUAAUUCCAGAGGAGGUGAAAUUGCUGCGGAAGCUCUCGCAGGGUCGCAGUCUCGCACGAUAUUUUGUUCGUUUCCUCUUCUCGAUCGCCAGCUCGCCGCCAUAAAUCUCAGGUCUAAAUCUCAAAGAUGGGAGAGCGUGCAAUGGCAAGCUCCCAGGUCUCUGAAGUCAACAUCGACGUGAUUCCGGGCUCCUCAGCAGCCGCCACGGGUAACAAGGUUUGGGGCGGCCCAGCCUGCGAUUUCUCCGAUAGCAAAAACAGCUCGAAGGAUGCCAGAGAAAGAUCUGCAUCCAUGAAAAAGCUACUGAUGGCUGUUGUUCUCUGCAUCAUAUUCAUGACAGUGGAAGUAAUCGGCGGGAUCAAAUCAAACAGUCUCGCCAUCCUAACCGACGCCGCCCACCUCCUCUCGGACGUCGCCGCCUUCGCCAUCUCCCUCUUCUCCCUCUGGGCUUCGGGGUGGGAAGCGACGCCUCGCCAGUCUUACGGGUUCUUCAGGAUUGAAAUUCUUGGAGCUCUGGUCUCCAUUCAGCUCAUAUGGCUCCUAGUCGGCAUUCUGGUCUACGAAGCGAUUGUGAGAUUGAUAUACGAGAGCGGCCAAGUGGAUGGUUCGUUGAUGUUCGCCGUGUCAACCUUUGGCUUGGUUGUCAACAUUAUCAUGGCCGUGUUGCUUGGUCAUGAUCAUGGCGGCCAUGGCCAUGGUCAUGGUCAUGCUCAUGGCCAUCAUGAUCAUGAUCAUGGUCAUGAGCAUUCUGACCAUGAUGAUGAUCAUGAUGAUGGGCAUGAUCACCACCUCGAGCACGGCGAAGAGCACUUCCAUUGCCAUGGUGUCAGCGUCACAUGCCAUCAUCAUCAUAAUAAUCAACAUCAUCAUGAUGUGAAGGAGCCUCUUCUAAACCAUUCAAACCCUAAACCUGCCUCCAACAAGAAGAAGAAGCAACAAAAGAGAAAUAUAAACGUUCACAGCGCGUACCUCCAUGUGCUCGGUGACUCCAUCCAAAGCAUAGGGGUGAUGAUCGGAGGAGGGGUCAUUUGGUGGAAGCCGGAAUGGAAGAUUAUCGAUCUACUAUGCACCCUCAUAUUCUCGGUGAUUGUGCUCGUGACGACGAUAAGGAUGCUGAGGAGCAUACUGGAGGUUCUGAUGGAGAGCACGCCGCGGGAAAUCGACGCGACGAUGCUCGAGAAAGGGCUGUGUGAGCUCGAAGGCGUGGUCGCCAUUCAUGAGCUUCACAUAUGGGCCAUAACAGUGGGGAAGGUAUUGCUGGCCUGCCAUGUGAUUGUCACACCUGAGGCUGAUGCUGAUGAUGUGCUUGAUAAGGUGAUUGGGUAUAUAAAGAGGGAGUAUAAUAUAAGUCAUGUGACUAUUCAGAUUGAGAGGCAGUAGAAGAAAUAAUUUGAAGGUUUUUUUUUUUUUUUUUUUUUUUUUU
Messenger RNA from Phalaenopsis equestris, 1438 nucleotides. RefSeq names its product metal tolerance protein 1-like. Gene Ontology annotation, cellular component: plasma membrane; vacuole. Bases 142 to 1395 code for a protein of 417 amino acids. The record is from RefSeq and is a predicted model, not a curated record. NCBI's taxonomy places the organism in Eukaryota, Viridiplantae, Streptophyta, Magnoliopsida, Asparagales, Orchidaceae. Gene Ontology annotation, molecular function: zinc ion transmembrane transporter activity. The transcript is spliced from 2 exons. Gene Ontology annotation, biological process: zinc ion transmembrane transport.